Messenger RNA from Sorex araneus (European shrew), 2944 nucleotides. RefSeq names its product general transcription factor IIIC subunit 4 (gene GTF3C4). Gene Ontology annotation, biological process: transcription initiation at RNA polymerase III promoter. NCBI's taxonomy places the organism in Eukaryota, Metazoa, Chordata, Mammalia, Eulipotyphla, Soricidae. The transcript is spliced from 5 exons. Bases 56 to 2497 code for a protein of 813 amino acids. Gene Ontology annotation, cellular component: transcription factor TFIIIC complex. Gene Ontology annotation, molecular function: histone acetyltransferase activity; protein binding. The record is from RefSeq and is a predicted model, not a curated record.
GGGGCCCGCGGGAGGAGCCGGCGCGCGGGCAUCCGGCCUGUGCGCGCGGGGGGACAUGAGCGCGGCCGACAUGGCCCGGGUGGGGCCCGCGGCGGCCGGCGACGAGGACGAGGGCGACGCGGGCGGCCGGGAGCCCGCGGCGGGCGCGGCGGCGGGGCCCAGCGCCGCCUUCCGCCUGCUGGUGACGCGGCGCGAGCCGUCGCUGAAGCUGCAGCACGCCGUGAGCGGCCUGGAGCCGCUGGCCUGGUCCGAGGACCACCGCGUGUCGGUGUCCACGGCGCGCAGCAUCGCCGUGCUGGAGCUCAUCUGCGACGUGCACAACCCGGGCCAGGACCUGGUCAUCCACCGCACCUCGGUGCCCGCCCCGCUCAGCAGCUGCCUGCUCAAGGUCGGCUCGAAAACAGAAGUUGCCGAGUGUAAGGAGAAAUUCGCCACCUCGAAAGACCCCUCGGUCAGCCAGACGUUCAUGCUGGACAGGGUGUUCAACCCCGAGGGCAAGGCGCUGCCGCCCAUGCGGGGGUUCAAGUAUACCAGCUGGUCCCCCAUGGGCUGUGACGCCAACGGCAGGUGCCUGCUGGCCGCGCUGACCAUGGACAACCGCCUGACCAUUCAGGCCAACCUCAACCGGCUGCAGUGGGUGCAGCUGGUGGACCUGACGGAGAUCUACGGGGAGCGUCUGUACGAGACCAGCUUCCGGCUCUCCACCAACGAGGUGCCCGAGGGCAGCCUGGGCGACUUCGCCGAGUUCCAGCGGCGGCACAGCAUGCAGACGCCCGUGCGCAUGGAGUGGUCGGGCAUCUGCACCACGCAGCAGGUGAAGCACAACAACGAGUGCCGGGACGUGGGCAGCGUGCUCCUGGCCGUGCUCUUCGAGAACGGCAACAUCGCCGUGUGGCAGUUCCAGCUGCCCUUCGUGGGCAAGGAGUCCAUCUCCUCCUGCAACACCAUCGAGUCGGGCAUCAGCUCGCCCAGCGUGCUGUUCUGGUGGGAGUACGAGCACAGCAACCGCAAGAUGAGCGGCCUGAUCGUGGGCAGCGCCUUCGGGCCCGUCAAGAUCCUGCCCGUGAACCUCAAGGCCGUGAAGGGCUACUUCACGCUGCGGCAGCCCGUGGUGCUGUGGAAAGAGACGGACCAGCUGCCGGUGCACAGCAUCAAGUGCGUGCCGCUCUACCACCCCUACCAGAAGUGCAGCUGCAGCCUGGUGGUGGCCGCCCGCGGCUCCUACGUCUUCUGGUGCCUGCUGCUCAUCUCCAAGGCGGGCCUCAACGUGCACAACUCCCACGUCACGGGCCUGCACUCGCUGCCCAUCGUCUCCAUGGCCGCCGACAAGCAGAACGGCACGGUCUACACGUGCUCGAGCGACGGCAAGGUCCGGCAGCUCAUCCCCAUCUUCACGGACGUGGCGCUCAAGUUCGAGCACCAGCUCAUCAAGCUGUCGGACGUGUUCGGCUCGGUGCGGACGCACGGCAUCGCCGUGAGCCCCUGCGGGGCCUACCUGGCCGUCAUCACGACCGAGGGGAUGGUCAACGGCCUCCACCCCGUCAACAAGAACUACCAGGUCCAGUUCGUGACCCUGAAGACCUUCGAGGAGGCCGCGGCCCAGCUCCUGGAGUCCUCGGUGCAGAACCUCUUCCGGCAGGUGGACCUCAUCGACCUGGUGCGCUGGAAGAUCCUCCGGGACAAGCACAUCCCGCAGUUCCUGCAGGAGGCGCUGGACAAGAAGAUCGAGAGCAGCGGCACCACCUACUUCUGGCGCUUCAAGCUCUUCCUGCUGCGCAUCUGGUACCAGUCCAUGCAGAAGAACCCGUCCGAGGUCCUGUGGAAGCCCCCGCACGAGGACGCCAAGGUCCUGCUCACGGACUCGCCCCGGCCUGGGCCCUCGGAGGAGGAGCCGCACGAGGAAGGCGCCGCCGCCUCCGCUGCCUCCUCCUCCCGGGCGGGCGGCAGGCCGGGCCCGCAGGACAGGAGCCGGGAGAGCGAGCCCGACGAGCCCGCCGACGAGCCCGGCGGGCGGGAGCCCGUGGAGGAGAAGCUGCUGGAGAUCCAGGGCAAGAUCGAGGCCGUGGAGAUGCACCUGACGCGGGAGCACAUGAAGCGCGUGCUGGGCGAGGUGUACCUGCACACGUGGAUCACGGAGAACACCAGCAUCCCCACGCGGGGGCUCUGCAACUUCCUCAUGUCCGACGAGGACUACGAGGACAGGACAGCACGGGUGCUGAUCGGCCACAUCUCAAAGAAGAUGAACAAGCAGACAUUCCCCGAGCACUGCAGCCUGUGCAAGGAGGUCCUGCCCUUCACCGACCGCAAGCAGGCCGUCUGCUCCAACGGCCACAUCUGGCUCCGGUGCUUCUUGACCUACCAGUCCUGCCAGAGCCUGAUCUACAGGAGGUGUCUGCUGCACGACAGCAUCGCCCGCCACCCGUCUCCGGAAGACCCCGACUGGAUCAAGAGGCUGCUGCAGAGCCCCUGUCCCUUCUGCGACUCACCCGUCUUCUGAGCGGAGCCUGAACGCAGCCCGGCCCCCGCGGUGGCAGAGGCCUGGGACUGAGGGCGAAAGGCCCCCGCGACCCCAGGAUUCUCGCCAGUGACUGCGUGCAGCGGUGGAGGUCACGGGAGAGGUGCUGGUGCCCGAGCCGUCCCGGUGGGAGACACUCAGCAGCCGGAGCAGACGGUGCCGCGACGUGACGUCACCGGGAGCAGAGGCCGCCGGGCAGGGCUGGGCCGGCUCUGAGGGCCGGAGUUUAGCCCGCCUGGUACCCGGUGCCCCGGCCUCCGCGUGACGGUGUCGUGGGCCUGCCGCCGGGCCGGAUCCCGCCCGUUGCUGUUUUCCAUGUACAUUGAAAACAUUUUCCUAAAACUCUAUUUUUAAGAGGUUGAAGUGAGACUAAAGUUGGUUUUAACGUGUUUAAAGAUCAGGUGACUCAAUAAAUUAAUAACGAACUGA